AUGAUUCCGAGGACAUUACGUGCUGCUCGCGCGAUACGAUUCGGCAGUCGUGCCGCACCACGGACAGCCAACGUAACAGUCCAGCCCUGUCGAACCCUUUCCCAGGCCUCAAGCAUUACGCUACCUGCCCGUCGCCUGAGAACACCAUGCGCUCUGCAGCCACAUGUUGUAGCAUCCUACUCGACAGCCUCACAACCUGACGCGACAAGGCCCCCCUCGCAACAAGCGAACAGCGCACCUGAGAAGCCCGAUUACCUGAACGAGGCUGAGACCGAAAUCUGGAACAGGCUUAUGGCCGAGUUCGAGCCCGUAGAGCUUGUUGUACAGGAUAUCUCGGGCGGCUGCGGCUCCAUGUACGGAAUUGAGAUCAGCUCGGAAAAGUUCCGCGGCUCCGGCAUGCUCAAGCAGCAAAGGAUGGUCAACAAAGUGCUUGCCGACUUGAUGAAGGAAUGGCACGGAGUGCAGUUGAGAACAAGGGUACCCUGA
Molecule: messenger RNA, 486 nt
Organism: Pyricularia grisea
Lineage: Eukaryota; Fungi; Ascomycota; Sordariomycetes; Magnaporthales; Pyriculariaceae
Exons: 1
Coding region: 1-486 (161 amino acids)
Source: RefSeq, a predicted model, not a curated record